CGAGGGAACGUACUUGCGAGUGUGUGUCCAGUGAACAUUGAUAAAUACUUGUUGCUUUCUGCUCUCACGGAUACAUUCUUGAGCUCUGCUGGAUAAGGUGUGAUCCUGGAACGAGUUUAUUAGGAGUGAUUCUCAGGAAAAAAACAUCCAAGGUGUAAUUCGUGGAACCUGGGAAACACGUCUAAGAUCGGCCUCAUUUUACCGGUUGGAGUUAAAGGACUGUUCUUCAUAGACACUGUUUAUACAGAAAUUCACAACGGACAACGAUCAGGUAUCAGAAAUGUCUGACAUGGACAUUGUGGGAAUGGCAGAGGAAGAAGAAGACGAUAUGCUAAAUGACAGAUCAAGUGUCAACACACAGACGUAUAGCAAACCAGAUCACACUAUGAAUGGCGGACGUCUGCGAGGGAUGGCGGAGCUGCCUCAGAGGAAGAUGGUGGACAUCACACGUGAUAAGCCCAUCAAGGUCACCAUCAGAGUCGUCGUCCCUGUCAGGGAUCAUCCCAAGUUUAACUUUGUGGGAAAGUUACUUGGACCAAAGGGAAAUUCUCUAAAGAGGCUUCAAGAAGACACAAUGACCAAAAUGGCAAUCCUAGGACGAGGGUCCAUGAGAGAUAGACACAAAGAAGAGGAGCUCCGUAAUUCUGGAGACCCUAAGUUCUCCCACCUGUCAGAUGAACUUCACGUGGAGGUCACAGCCUUCGCCCCUCCGGCUGAGGCACACGCCCGCAUCGCCUACGCUCUGGCAGAGGUCAGGAGGUUCCUAGUUCCGGACUACAACGACGAGAUCAGGCAAGAGCAGAUGUGGGAGAUGCAGAUCCUCAACACAGGCAAGUCAGACCAGACGAGUGACGGGAACGACACGCAGGGAGACAGCACAGGGUCGUCGCAGGGCAGUAUGUCUCCAGAGGAUCAGUCAGCGUCACCACCUCCCAACCCUGCACUACGGGGAGUCACCAAGCCCACCACAAACUCUGCAGGUACGGCGAGCACGGGAGGUCGCAAGAGACCUCUACUGCCAGGAGCCAGCACCAGGGUGGCAAUGUCCCCGACCAAAAGGACGGUCCUCUCCAUCCUGGCCAGGGCAAGGGCAGCGCAGGCCAAGGAGUUACUGUCUGCCCCCUACCAGCCACUGGCCCACAUCGCUAGUGUGAGGCCACUCACAGCACUUCCAGGUCUACGAGAAGACACCAUCCUCACUGGUGCCAACCUUAUCCUCAACUAACCUCAUCAUCAGCGACCCAGCUGUUACUUUCCUUUACGUAUCUGUUAUGUAUAGAUCAUACAUGAGUUUAUUCCAUUACUAAUAAACCCUGAAUAUAAUUUUGUAAAUACGUCUUAAAAAUGAUAAAUGGCACAUCGAAUCUUUAACAAUUCGUUUAAUUACAUUUUAAACUAUCAAACGGAUUCUCUGGACCAACUAAAUGUAUUGUAUCAAUAAACCAAUGGGUGUACUAAAUGUUGUGCUAAAUGUGUCCAUCUUCAUCCAUUGCUAGCACUCUUCGACUAGUGUGUAAACCUUGCACGUUCUACUCGACCAUCCGAAUUACAUUCAGUGUACCUCAUUUAGAUUAAGAUAUAUCACACCCUUAAAAUGUGCAAUUUAGAUAUAUCAAGUUAUUAUUUUGAUUGUUUCAGGAUCGUGAGUACCAAUAACUCAUGAUUUAUAUACUUGAACGUCAACAAGAUUUACGGUAACUUACUAUGCUUCAAAUCGCUUUUGUCAUGAUUACGCCAACAAAAUAAGAUUGGAACAUUUAUUUAAACUAGUUCAAUGUCUUCGUGUUUUGGUCUGUUGUCAAAUUACUAAUAGUCACACAAAAAACAAAAUGUAAACUAUUAGAAUCCUAAAAUAGGCAAACGUGAAUAAUGAUUUUUCCUAGUGGCCACAAGUUUGUAAAAACCGUCGCGAACAAAAAUCAUAAUUAAUAUGGAUUGUUGACGUUAAGGUAAAAAAAAAUAUUUAUUCAUUUGAUUGUAAAUAAUUAAUAAUUAUUUACUUAUAUUGUAAUAUUGUGAAGUUCUUUAUGUACAGAAAAUAAAUAUAAAUGUUUUCAAAUAUAAAUCUUCUAUAAAGCUGUCAUUUUGACGAACACUGUUGUAAAACAUAUAUUAGUGGUAGCAAACACGUCAUUUUAAAACGUCUUUGCGGCGAAAUAAUAUUCAAUUGCUUUAAUAGCUCUAACAAUCACUUUCUUGUUUUUAUUGUCUAUUGUUAUCAUAUCAGCAAUGUGAAUAAAUAAUCUUUAGUAGGAAAUAUGUAAUAAACCCAAUGUGUUUUGACACAGGUUUCCCUGCUGUGAAGCAAUAUUUAAUAAUAUAUUAUAAUUAUUAAAUUACUUUAAGCAACAAAUUGUGAAACAAAUUGGUAAUUGUUUUCUCAUUCUACAUUAAGUGUUUAAAUGUUAUAUUUUAUUGUAUUUUUUGUUUGGUAAAUUUGAUAAAAAAUAAUUAUUGUGAAGCAUAAACUUAUUACGAUUAUAAAUUUUAUACUAUCAAGAAAGCAAUAUUAUUAAAUUACAUAGUGUAUUCCAACUAGAACUAUUCUUUAAGGAUAAGGAUUAAGAUCUUAGACUUAUAUUUUAUAAAAAACAAUUUACAUUUUGAUGACAAAUCAUGUUUUAAUAUAUGCUUAUUCUGAUGAAUCGAGUUAAUUCAUCAGCUUGACACCUAUUUAAAACACUAUUAGUUUCACAAAGGUAAUUCCUUAUUUUCCAUAAACAUAUAAUUAUUUAUUUUCAUAUGGAAAUUGUUUAGUUGAUUGCUACAUUUGCAGACUUAUAUCAUAGCAACGAAUGUAUUACUCAUUUAUAGUAAUGAAUUAAAAACCAUAUCCCUUCAUACACCAUUAUCAGUUGUGAAACAUGCUUCAAAUAAUACACUAAUGUGUUUAUACGACAAAAUUAAUAUUGAUCAAACUCAGCAUAUGAUUUCACAGACGGAAAAUACAUCCCUUAUUGAUUAUCAAUUUUCAUUGUUUUAAUUGUUUAUGUUAACAUAAAGGUAACUAAACUUAAGUGCAACGAGAUCGCUAUUACGAACACUCUAAACCCCAAUGUAAUCAUAAUUGUACGAUAGUAAUAUAGCUGCACACAGCUGAUAAACUAAACUAUAACAGGAGUGUGUAACUUAGGUAUUUUGCUCAUUCGAUAAAUACUAGCCGAUAACGAUCUCUGACUGAAGGCGCCAUCUUGUACAUGUUUUUGAUACUACACUCGCACCACCGCAUUCCUAUUGAUGUUAUGACAAAUGAA
Molecule: messenger RNA, 3254 nt
Organism: Macrosteles quadrilineatus (aster leafhopper)
Lineage: Eukaryota; Metazoa; Arthropoda; Insecta; Hemiptera; Cicadellidae
Product: KH domain-containing, RNA-binding, signal transduction-associated protein 2-like
Exons: 13
Coding region: 281-1225 (314 amino acids)
Biological process (GO): regulation of alternative mRNA splicing, via spliceosome
Cellular component (GO): nucleus
Molecular function (GO): mRNA binding
Source: RefSeq, a predicted model, not a curated record